UUCUGAUUUCAUGGAUGAGGAGUUUGACAGUGGAUACCAUAGCUUCAGUGACAAUGCCUUCAUCAAUUCCAGUGGCUCUAUUUCUUCAAACUCCAGUGCUAUGAAGCAACUGCAACAGAAGUUCCUUGGGGAUUCCAAGAAAAACUAGUGUUCUAACUUUGAUGAUCUGUAUGUGUACGAGUCCAUCAUGGAUAGUUGUUCAAAACCCUGUGACGUUUUAGAGGCCAAGACCGUGUCAUCUGCUGUCAUUGUGUCGUCUGCCGUCAAGUUUAAGCACUCCAAACAUCAGUGUCCUGUGUGCGGGAAGACUUACAGAGGAAACACCAACUUGAACUAUCACAUGGCAACCCACACCGGCAUCCGGCCUCACAAAUGUUCCGUCUGCGGGAAGGCCUUUACCCAGAAGUCCACUCUGCGCACACACAUUCGGAUUCACACAGGCGAGAAACCGUACUACGCAGCACAGCUAAGGCUGUCAAUAAACUUCGUUCAGACUGUAAGCCCUCAGACUUUGAUAUCUUCUGGCGAUGAUACUCAACUUGAAGUCCAGUACUUCUUUGAACAAUAGUUUAUUAAUCGUGAUCGUAUAAUUAAGAUUACAACAAUCUAAAGCAGCCCAAAUCAAGAGUCUAAGAAUCUAUAUAAGCGGAAUCUAUCUAAGCGGAAUUUCUUAAUCUGUUCAACAUCAUUUUACAUGGGUAUAUAUAACAUUUUACUUAUGAUGGACAGUUCUGACUAGUUCGGCCCAUUUACGACGAUCAUGAGUGAACAUUUAGUGUUCAAAAUUAAGAUUAAUAGUUUAUUCCUAAAUAAAGUAACAAAACCGUCAAAACUGCCAAUCAAAGAGUCUGGAUGCAGGAUUUGAGUCUCCGAGUCCUGGGUCUCGGAGUCCCCCACCUAGUAUGAGGCAUCACUUACUCAUAAUACGAUCAUUCAUACAUGGCAUAAAAGGGAACAAAGGUUAAUAUAUAGAAUACACAAUACAUGACUCAAUAUAGAGUACAAGAGCUAUCGUUGCAGACACAGAAUCGCCAAAUAUGUCACUUGUUGUUAAACUCUCAAUUUGGAUAUUAUUAUGCCCGUAUUAUUCGCCUGGUUUUAUAACAUCAUUUAGGAAUACUACGCAGUGCUACAAGAUUCACAGAGUUCAUUCUAUUAAUUAUCCUUAGCACCAUUCAGUGCGCAGCACCUAGGUACACUUAAAUAUCAUAGUGACCAUUAUUUAAUACAUGUACUAGCAAUUUAAGGUCAUAGCAUGGCUAUCUGUUUACAUACGUCCCCCAAACAAAACAAGUAUCCCGAAGGGAGAUUUUUCAUGCCUGGCGCCCGGGAUAGGAAAGCGUCCUUGAUCUACCCUUGAUCAGACGAGCUUCCUAGUGACAUACCAGUCAGAACAUCUAUGUUAAGAGAUAGUAUAAAGUGACAUGUUUCCACCUCCGGCUUGGAACAUCAUACAUCUACUAAAACAAAUCUAUAACCAGAAUGUAUACAUGUACAUAACAUGCGCGGAUCCAGAAAUUUUUUCCAGGGGGGGUCCGAAGGAUAAUUGUGUUUGCCAGGGGGGGUCCGAGGCAUAUUUUCGCGAUAAUUUUACUAUGUAAAUUUAAUAAAUUUUCAUUUUCCAGGGGGG
Magallana angulata is the source of this 1630-nucleotide messenger RNA. Its product is annotated as zinc finger protein 391-like. The record is from RefSeq and is a predicted model, not a curated record. Gene Ontology annotation, cellular component: nucleus. Lineage: Eukaryota; Metazoa; Mollusca; Bivalvia; Ostreida; Ostreidae.